AUGGAUUAUUAAAAUAAUUACUAAGUUGCUUUAAUAGAGCAAGUUGGAUAAGUUGCCUUACCACCUGAAUAGAGAAUUUAAAAUUUUCAUAAGGAUUCCCUGCAUAAAGAGAUCUCAAAUAUGAGUCUCAGAGCGAUGGCAGCAUUAAAUAGACCUUCUCACAAAUCAGUAAUGUUUGCUAUGAAGAUUCUGCCUAUUCUGAAAAUGUCAAUCAAGCAUCCAGAUAGAAUAUUUUACUUUGAUCAGGAUUCCGAGCAUCCAGCCUGCUGUCAUAACGGCUAUAUACUUUAUCUGAAAAAGUCUUCAAGCAAUUAACUUAAAAGUCCCUAUACAGCUAACUCUCCAAACCUAUUUAAUCAAAAGUUUAUCUGUAGGAAACUUAUAGAUGAUCCAGAUAAAUUUGAUAGAAGUCAUUGCAGUUUUGAAAUAGAAGUACUAAAAAUCACUGAGGAUGAGGGUAAGGUCUAAAUUUAGAGAAAUUAUCAUGCUGCACACAAGGAUGACUUCAACUUUUAUAAUUAAGUUCUAUUCACUACAAAUAAAAAUACAAGUAAUGGCUCCAUAUUGCCGAUAAGUGGAGAGGUCUAAGAUGAAUUCAGAAAUAUCAUUAGCACAUUUGAGAAUAACUCUCAGCAGGCUCUUAAAAGAAAAAGGAAGUUUGAUAAAGAUGGAAAUAUGAUCUAUGAUGAGGACAAGAAAAUGCUAAAAGCACAGAGAUAUCUAGAACUUGAGAGAACCAGAACUAUGAUGAGAUUAAAUCUAGAGAACUAACUGAGAAAAAUCAUUACAAAUGAUAUGGAAAUAAAAGUCAUUAAAAUCUGCAAAGAAGAAGCUGUUGCAGAUUCAAUAGACGAAUUAAUAAACAGAUAGAAAAGGAAUAAAGCUGAAAUUAAUAACUUGAAGUAGGAAGAGCCUCCAAAGAAAACAAGCUUUAAUAGAGAUGGGAAUUUUAUAAGGAAUGCAUAUCUUAUUUAUCUGCACUAGAUGCUCAAGGACGAUGAUAGAAUUAAAAUAACUAAUUUAAAGCUAUACAUUGAAGGCACUUUUAAUUCUAUGAGCGAAAUAAACUAUGAGGUAUUCAUUCUUAGAACCUUCAUUGCAGAAGCUACAGCUAUGGUAUCUUUUGGUAUGCUUUUAAUCCCAAAGGAACAGCUUUAUGGAAAUGAUGAAGAACUCUAACAAUUUACUCUAGAUCUUUGCUUCAAAUCAAUAGUAAAAGUAUUCAGUUUAUACAAUAGACAUAUAUUUUUUGCUUCUAAAAAAGGGAUGGCAUUUGUUAAUAAGAUAAAAAGAAUCAUAAAUGCUAUUGAUCCAACUAUUGAAUUUCGACUUUGUUUUAACAACUAUAGCUAUAAAAUAAUGGAUAUCUUAUCUAAGCAAACUCCAAGAGACCUAGCUGACGAUUAAAAUUUAGUAAAUUAUGAAUAGCAAGAAAUGAUAUAUUACCAAUUAAGAUCCCUAUGCUUCCUGCCAAAAGAAUAUAUAGAUUUAACUUUAGAUCUAAUGCACUAUAUUUCAGUGAAAGAAAAUCAUGAAGAUUCCACUUAAAUAAUUAUGAAAUUUAGAUAAGAUUUCUGCAGUGAUUCUGAGCAUUAUGACAUCUGGAAUCUAUAUGGCAUUGGCUAGCCCUUUUAAAACUCUUAUGAGGAUGACUGGCAACUAUCAUAUCGUGAUUAAUGGAGAAUAAAGUAAAUUUAGUCCUCGAGAACUUUAGUUGAUUUAAUAGCUAAUCUGAUCAGAAAUGAGAAUAAGAGAGUAGAUUACAUUUUGUAUCGGAUUCAAAAGAAUUUAGCAGAGGGAAAGUAAAAAUGCACUUAAGGCUUUUAAUUGAGUAAAAAGCCUUAUAUGAUGCAGGAUCUUAUUGAUGGUCAACUGGAGAGAUUGACAGCCAAUAUAAGAAUGAGUGGCUAUGGAUUAGGAUUAGGCUUGCAGGCUAGAGAUUCAAACUAUCAAAUUAAUCAAGCAGCAGUUGCAGGGUUUUCAAUAAGAACAUUCUUAAGCAGAGAAGAGGAAGAAGCUUUCGAAAGAAAAAGAAAUGAAGAAAUAGCAUAGCAUUGCUUGAUAUUUACAAGGAAAAUGUCCAAAGCAAUUGAGAAGAUAUCUGAAUAUAUUUGA
Molecule: messenger RNA, 2115 nt
Organism: Stylonychia lemnae
Lineage: Eukaryota; Ciliophora; Spirotrichea; Sporadotrichida; Oxytrichidae
Source: the annotation of a GenBank genome assembly